This is a messenger RNA of Chiloscyllium plagiosum (whitespotted bambooshark), 515 nucleotides long. Its product is annotated as interferon upsilon-like. The record is from RefSeq and is a predicted model, not a curated record. NCBI's taxonomy places the organism in Eukaryota, Metazoa, Chordata, Chondrichthyes, Orectolobiformes, Hemiscylliidae. Gene Ontology annotation, cellular component: extracellular region. Gene Ontology annotation, biological process: defense response. Gene Ontology annotation, molecular function: cytokine receptor binding.
GCUCUGUAUGAGGAGGGGCUUCUGGAAGGAUCUGCUGCGGGGAUUGGAGAAUCUAAAUCCCGUAUUUUCACCUGAAUGCAGAAGCGAAUACGAUGAGAAUUUGAUUUUUCCAACAAUUUCGAGACCGGAGGAGAGUAACAAGCUGGCACUGGUCAUUGAAAUCCUAACAAGGAUUCAAAGCAUCUUCAGUGUGCCCGAGGUGCCUUUGGACAGUCGCAAUCUGCUCAUGUUCCUCAACAAAAUAUCGGAAAUCCUCUCUCAUCUGCAAUCCUGCAUGAAUUCACCGCUAGACACUCAUCAUCACCAAUCAGCAGCACGAGAAAAGUUCCAGAAACUAAAGAUAUUUUUAAGACAGAAGGGAAACAGUGGUUGUGCCUGGGAGGUUGUCCAUGCAGUAAUCAGAACAAUUCUUCAAGAGGCUGCAAUAAACCAUGCAAGAAAAUGAAAAGCAAUAGUUGAUAUUAUCAAUAUAAGAGAGAAACGCCUGCCUUAUAUUUUAUGUAUAUUCUUGUUCU